Messenger RNA from Helianthus annuus (common sunflower), 1072 nucleotides. RefSeq names its product probable 2-oxoglutarate-dependent dioxygenase At5g05600. NCBI's taxonomy places the organism in Eukaryota, Viridiplantae, Streptophyta, Magnoliopsida, Asterales, Asteraceae. The transcript is spliced from 3 exons. Bases 1 to 1050 code for a protein of 349 amino acids. The record is from RefSeq and is a predicted model, not a curated record.
AUGGAAAGCGUUGGAGAAUGGCCGGAACCAGUGCUUUGUGUCCAAUCUUUGUCGGAAAGUGGGAACCUUGUGAUUCCCAACCAAUACAUCAAGCCACCAUCGGAGAGGCCGUCUGUAUGCCUAACCGAUACCAACAUACCAGUUAUCGAUAUGACCGGUUUGAUCAGUUUGCGCCAAGAAACCAUGAAACAAGUGUUCGAAGCGUGUCGUGAAUGGGGUUUUAUGCAACUGGUUAAUCAUGGUGUGAAGACGGAGUUACUUGAUGGGGCUAGAGAAAUUUGGCAAGAGUUUUUUCAUGCACCAAUGGAGGUGAAAAAGAAGUAUGCAAACUCACCAAAGACUUACGAAGGGUUUGGGAGUAGAUUAGGUGUUGAGAAAGGUGCAAUUCUUGAUUGGAAUGAUUACUACUUCCUUAACUAUCAUGCUAAUUGUCAAACAAAAUGGCCUGAUUAUCCACCUUAUCUAAGAGACGUUAUGGAAGAAUAUUCUAAGGAAAUACAAAGGUUAGGUAAGGUUUUUUUGAAAGUGUUCUCAAUAAACCUAGGAUUAAACGAAGAUUGUCUUCAAAAUGCAUUUGGUGGAAAAGACAUUGGAGCUUGCUUGAGAGCAAACUUCUAUCCCAAGUGCCCGCAACCCGACUUGACCCUCGGGCUAUCUUCCCACUCGGAUCCUGGCGGUAUGACCUUUCUACUUCCCGAUAAGCGAGUCUCUGGACUUCAAAUCCGAAAGAAUGAUCAAUGGGUAAGCGUUAAACCGGUACUACCUAAUGCCAUAAUUGUAAACAUUGGAGAUCAACUUCAGGUUUUAAGCAACUCAAUAUACAAAAGUGUGGAGCAUAGGGUGGUAGUGCAUCAAGAUGAAGAGAGGGUUUCUUUGGCUUAUUUCUAUAAUCCCAGGAAUGAAAUGCUUAUUCAACCUCUAUCUGAGCUUGUCACCUCCAAAACACCUGCACUUUAUCCGCCAAUGACGUUUGAUGAUUACAGACGUUUCAUUCGGACAAAGGGUCCACAAGGAAAACUUCAGGUGGACUCAUUAAAAUCUACAAGAUAACUAGUGAUUGAUCACCAUUUUC